Ctenocephalides felis (cat flea) is the source of this 1017-nucleotide messenger RNA. RefSeq lists its product as uncharacterized. The record is from RefSeq and is a predicted model, not a curated record. Lineage: Eukaryota; Metazoa; Arthropoda; Insecta; Siphonaptera; Pulicidae. Bases 1 to 1017 code for a protein of 338 amino acids. The transcript is spliced from 4 exons. Gene Ontology annotation, molecular function: protein binding.
AUGAGCAGACACGAAGAGGAUGAUGCAUUUUCAAAUCAUUCCAAAAUACGGAUGGUCGUCGGUCUUUAUCCGUUCGACAUCGAAGGCACAAACUUUUCUUUCGACGCAGGCGACCAAAUGCAUUUACUGAAAGAAAAUCCUAAACCUGGCUAUUAUGAAGUUAUGAAUCUACAAACGAGAGAAAAAGCACUUGUGCCAAAAGCAUUGGUGGUCGAAUAUGGAAGAAUAGAAAAUGAAGACUGGUAUAUAGGAAGUGCUACAUGGGAACAAAUAAAGAUGAUAUUAAGUGAGAAACAGAAACCACAAAGCUUUCUAAUUUUGAAAAACGGAGACAAAAAGUUUUUGCUCGGAUUUCUAGAUUCAAUAAAAAAUGUAAAGCGUUUUGAUAUCGAAAUUAAUGAUAAAGGAAGGUUUCAUAUUCCCGAAAUAGGAGAGGAAGCGUCAUUUGCAAGCUUGCCUGCACUCGUUUGGUAUUAUAAAACCAACAAUCUCGUGCAAGAUUUGAAGUUGUCCGAGCCUGCUAUAAUAACGUCUCAUAUUAAACGAUUUCUGAAAAGAUCAACAGAAGGCGCCAAGAACAAUACAACAAUAGAAGCCUCCAACGAAGAAAUGCAAAAUUCAGAUAGAAUGGUAUUUGGCAAUACUGAUCAAUCGCUUUGGACAAAUAACACCUUGGAAAAAAUUGCAGAUGGAUUAAAUGCUUCCGAGACAGAACAAGUGGUUUGCAACCCUUCUUUACCAUUCGAGCCCGUAGAAAUUUCUGAUGACGAUGACGACGAUCAUAAAUACAUUCAAACUGCCAAUGAAGAUUCUAGAGAUACAUUAUUAUUAGAAAAAUCACGUUCAAGAAUAUCGUCAGAAAUGAUUUCUGCUGAUGCUUCUACCAGUAUAUACAAAAAAAUUGCAAGUACACACCCAAAUGAAGUUGAAAGUAAAGGAAAGUCCUCACUUGAUAAUAAUUUGUCGCCAAAUCUGAAACGAAGAACUAUCGAGGAAAUGUUUCGUGAGCUCCUUUAA